Molecule: messenger RNA, 1335 nt
Organism: Sphaeramia orbicularis (orbiculate cardinalfish)
Lineage: Eukaryota; Metazoa; Chordata; Actinopteri; Kurtiformes; Apogonidae
Gene: nog1
Product: noggin 1
Exons: 1
Coding region: 301-969 (222 amino acids)
Biological process (GO): negative regulation of BMP signaling pathway; dorsal/ventral pattern formation; osteoblast differentiation
Source: RefSeq, a predicted model, not a curated record
AGUGUGCGGAUAAAACGGAGGCCGCGGGUCGGAGCUCCGCGCUUUUUCAGCAGAGGAUCCGCCGGGAGCAAGAUGUCGAGGCCGGGGAGAUACCUGAGCUCCGACCGCUGUGGUUUAUAGACAAACCUCCACUGAUGUCAUUUAACUCCUCUGACCUGUUGUCACCAUGGGACACGUUUUCUGAAGUUUAAUGGACUGUCACGUCGCGGAUUUGGACACGGCUCACGCGUAAUUACGCACAGACAGUGGCAGUUGAGCGCAACCCGACGGCUCCGUGUGCGCGCUGGUGCGUCUGCGGACAUGGACCGGCCUGAGCAGCGCGUGUCCGUGUAUCUGCUGCUGCUGUCCCUCGGGCUUUUCGUGGACACGGGGAUCUGUCAGCACUACUACCUCCUCCGGCCCAUCCCCAGUGACAGCCUGCCGCUAGUGGAGCUAAAGGAGGACCCGGACCCGGUGUUCGACCCCCGGGAGCGAGACCUCAACGAGACCGAGCUCAAGAGCGUCCUGGGGGACUUCGACGGCCGCUUUUUGUCCGUUUUACCCCCGGUGGAGGACAGAUACACCGGCAACGACGAGCUGGACGACUUGGAGGUCCAGAAACCGGGCGGGCUUCUGCCAAAGGAGAUCCGCGCCGUGGACUUCGACCUCCAGUUCGGCAAGAAACACAAGCCGAGUAAGAAACUGAAGCGGCGGCUGCAGCAGUGGCUGUGGGCGUACUCCUUCUGUCCGGUGGUGUACACCUGGACCGACCUCGGGAACCGGUUCUGGCCGCGGUUCGUGCGCGCGGGCAGCUGCCUGAGCAAACGCUCGUGCUCGGUUCCGGAGGGGAUGGUGUGCAAACCGGCCAACUCGACCCACCUGACGGUCCUGAGGUGGAGGUGCGUGCAGAGGAAAGGGGGGCUGAAGUGCGCGUGGAUACCGGUGCAGUACCCCAUCAUCACGGACUGUAAAUGCUCAUGCUCCAGUUAGAAAGACUCCGAAUAAACAAAGAAUAAAUUAUAAGCUCCAUAUUUCUGUGAUUCUUCUUCACGUGCACUACCGAGUGUAGGAAUGUAUUUUCUGUAUAUGCGGUGCCAUGCGGUUCUAUAUAACUCCCUGUACAAAGUCAGUAUUAUUUGUAACCAGAGUCUACUUUAUUUGUGGAGAAUAUCGGUUAUAUAUUUUGUAUUUAUGGAGAAAAGGCGCAUAGAGCCACGUAAGGACUUGCUGUUUUCCAUAUUUGGAUGAUCGACCUCACAGUUCAACGUGGAAUAUUGAUACAGCCGAGUUGUUUUAUCCUGUAAAUUAAGGAAAUUUGCUAUUUAUUCUUUAUAUUCGUACAAUAAAACGACACUG